Sclerotinia sclerotiorum 1980 UF-70 is the source of this 132-nucleotide messenger RNA. RefSeq lists its product with no specific name. The record is from RefSeq and is a predicted model, not a curated record. NCBI's taxonomy places the organism in Eukaryota, Fungi, Ascomycota, Leotiomycetes, Helotiales, Sclerotiniaceae. Bases 1 to 132 code for a protein of 43 amino acids. The transcript has a single exon.
AUGAAAGGCAGAAUCUCUGCGGAAUUCAUUCUUACCAAGAAAGCACAAUUAAAGAGCAGUACGGCGUUAGCAUUCGCCAGGGAUAGUUGCUUGAAUGAAUAUGGAGGCCUCCAGGAAGCUGUCAAAGUGUAG